Molecule: messenger RNA, 4117 nt
Organism: Zea mays
Lineage: Eukaryota; Viridiplantae; Streptophyta; Magnoliopsida; Poales; Poaceae
Product: GDSL esterase/lipase At5g45910
Exons: 5
Coding region: 2554-3927 (457 amino acids)
Molecular function (GO): hydrolase activity, acting on ester bonds
Source: RefSeq, a predicted model, not a curated record
CCGGCUUGUAGUUGUGUUUAUAUUUGUAAAUUUCAGUUUCGCCCUAUUCACCCCCCUCUAGGCGACUUUCACCAGUACCAGCAACAGGAGCAUCAUCGUUGCCGAUGCCGAGAAAGGCCCUUGCAUCCUGCUCCUCGUUAUGUGCCUCAAGUCGGUAUUCCUCCGCAUCAUCCUCAGCGGCCGGAUCCAGUUCCAUGGCGACCACGGCUCCUCAACAACUGCGCGGCACCGGAACAAGACCGAUACCUCCAUUCAAAGUUCAUACACAAUGAGAAUGACCUCAACAUACUAACAUCAAUCAACAGAUUUAUUAAGGAGCAAUCAACAGCAUACCUAACGCAAUCGGAGCACCGAGUCACCUUCUGGCUACUGGUCGCCAGCCGAGGAUGAGGAUGAGGAACACCAGAGGAUGAGGAUUGAGGAGCAGUGGAGCACCAGAGCAGGGAGUAUUAAGGAUUUAGGGUUAGGUAGGAAUGUAGGAUUAGGAAAACCAGAGCAGGGAGCACCGUAGUCGCGCAACCGAGGAGUGGAUCGAGCACGGGAAGCCAAGGAUCCAACACAGAGCGGAUCUGGGGAGUGGGGACUUACCGGCGCCUUACCGAAGAACAGUUCUGGGGAGCGGAUCUGGGGAGCGGAUCUGGGGAGUGGAUCGAGCACGAGAAGCCAAGGAUCCAACACAGAGCAGUUCUGGGAAGCACCGUAGAAGGCCAGAAGGGGAAGAAGACGGGUGAGCCGGUGACUUACCGGUGAGGCGGUGACUCGGUGAGGUGGUGGCCCACGUCGACGACUUACCACCGGUGAGCAGGGCGGUGGCCGAGUGGGGACUGGGGAGGAGUGGAGCACCGCCACCGCUGAGGUCCACCGCCGUCGUGCGAAGCGAAAGCGAAGGGGAUUAGGGUUAGGGGAACGGCGCCGCGUGGGGAGGAAGGAGUGACUGCGGUGGGUGCCUGGGGACUGGGGAGUGGGGAGCGAACGAGCGAUCGAGCGGAUAGGUAUGGCCGUAUGGGAUUGGGGCCGCGGCAUUUUUUUUAACGGGCCAGUGUCGUGCCGCCUGUUUCAACGGGCCGGGCCGUGCCAAGUACAUCGUGCCGAGGGAGCGGCCCAUACACGGCCCGGCCGUCGGGCCGGCCCGGCCCGGGCACGGUGGAGAUCGGGUCGGGUCGGGUUGGUACCGGGUCAAAAUCGUGUCGGGUUUUGGGCCAAACGGGCGGUCCGUACCGUUUGGACAUCUAUAUGGUUGAGGUCCGAUGCUCAUAGGGCACGUCACGUCAGCUGAGUUGAGAGCCAACCACAUACCGGACUCUCUCUGUGAAUAGCUCCUAUACAGUUUGGCUUUCGGAUGAAAGCUCUAUGUAUAGUUUUGGUAUUUGAGACAACUAGUAGACUAAUCUUUACUAUAUAAGUAUUCUGAAUGAGAUAUGUUACGGUUCACAUCCAAGGUUGAUCAAGAUUGACAACAAAUGACGAUUAAGUGUUCAACAUGAAAAAGAGGUAGAAGGAAAGCAAAAUGCAAAGACUCAAGAAAAAGGUAUUGCUAGGACAUUUUGUUUUUAACAAAAACAAGAUGCGAUAGUGUGUGAUUGUAUUAGGAAAAGUAGUCAUACUAUGCUAUAAAAAAAGAUCAAGAACUCAAUGUCUUGUUUUUACUCAAAGUCUUUACCAAACAAGAUGCUGUGUUUCCAUUAUCAAAUUCAGAAGUGCCACCAUUCCUACUAACAUUCCCUCCAUCCAUCAAAGCAUGCGCUAGUCUUAUGCUGCGUGUCAUUCCGAUUGCUAUGUGCUCUUCACCUCUGGCCACUAAUGCUUUUUAUAAUGUGUUGAUGGACCCUUAAUGCUUAAAACACUAACUUGCUUGCUCUCCUAUCCAUAUAAUGUGCAUGGUUUACUCUGUUUCAGACCACAAUAUCCUAUCUGGUGCACUUGUGGAUAUAUAUGCUAAAUAAUUCACUGUGCGAGUAAUCAGGACUGCACAUUGUAGGUUCACUGAACUGCAGCUGAGACCUUUUUCUAGAAGCACUAUGCCUUUACCAUGCUUUGGGUGUCCAGGGACCAAUGCAAAGAAAACAUGAUCGACCAGGGAGAUAGUCUUUCUGUGCUAAUUAUGUGUUUAUUAUCUCCCAUCUUUCAGCGGUAAUGGCCGUCCUUGUCAUUCUAGGAACUAUGCUGUUAUCUGCUCAUCUCUAAGAGCAGGCCGUAUGAUCAAACACAUUUUAGUAACUGUAUGUAUUUCUGCUCAAUAUCCAACGUACAUGCAUUCUUCUCUGCCAUCUGGUUUUCCAAUCAGCUUCUUCAAAUUUUCAGUUUGUGUCGUGUAUGAUCUAUGCAUCUAAUUAUCAUAGGAAAGAAACCGACUGAUACAUGCACAAAGAGAGGACAAAUUUCCAGCGCGCACACAGAAAAGUUUAAAUCCUCUGUUUUGAAAAGUGAAACUGGAGUGGUAUUAGUUUUGAGUACACCAUUUCUGUUCUUUUUUCAGGUCCUCACACUGUAUUGCCACUGUACACAGAAUUCCAAUCACUAGAUUAAAGAUCUGCUCUGCUCAUCAGCUCAUACAUGAGAGUUGACUCCUCCAGUGCUGAUUCUGAAGGCCAGAGCAGCCAUCCAAAAACGACACCUCAGGCGAUGUCCACAGUGACGACGGCUUCUAGUCCACCCACGUACGCUUAUAAAUGGCAGCGUCUCUUCGCUGAACGCUGCAACCAAGCACGGAUAGGAGUUUCAGGCAUUCCGGGCGUCACGCAUCUGAUCAGAAAUGCUAAGGGCGGUGGCGUUCGCCGUCUUCCUCCUCUCUCCGCCACUCGGCACCACGGCUGUUCGCAGAGCUACAACGCGAUCUACAGCUUCGGCGACUCCAUCGCCGACACCGGCAACCUCUGCACGGGCUCCGGCGGCUGCCCGUCGUGGCUCACCACCGGGCAGCCACCCUACGGCAACACCCACUUCGGCCACCCCACCGGCCGGUGCACCGACGGCCGGGUCAUCCUCGACUUUCUAGCUGAUCACUUUGGCCUGCCGCUUCUCCCGCCGUCUAAGGCGAUCGGCGCCGGGGACGUCAGGAAGGGCGCGAACAUGGCCAUCAUUGGCGCCACCACCAUGGACCUGGAGUUCUUCAAUAAGCACGGCCUCGGCAGCAGCAUCUGGAACAAUGGGCCCCUGGGCACCCAGAUCCAGUGGUUCCAGCAGCUCAUGCCCUCCAUCUGCGGCGCCGAUUGCCAGAGCUACUUCAACAGCUCCCUGUUCGUCGUGGGCGAGUUCGGGGGCAACGACUACAACGCGCCGCUCUUCGGCGGCAAGGCCAUGGCCGAGGUCAGGAGCUACGUGCCCGAGAUCGUGGACCGGAUCGCAAGCGGCGUGGAGACGCUGAUCGGGCUGGGCGCGGUGGACGUGGUGGUGCCCGGGGUGCUGCCGAUCGGGUGCUUCCCGCUGUACCUGACGCUGUACCCGGGCUCGAGCAAGGACGGCGACUACGACGAGGCCGGCUGCCUCAGGAGCUACAACAACCUCUCCAGCUACCACAACGAGCUGCUGAGGCAGGCGGUGUCCGGGCUGCAGAGCAAGCACGGCGGCGGCGUCCGGCUCAUGUACGCCGACUUCUACGCGCAGGUCGCGGACAUGGUCCGGUCGCCGGAGAGCUACGCAUGCAGGGCUGCAAUACGGGCUGAGAGUGUGCUGCGGCGCCGGCGGGCAGGGCUCCUACAACUACUACAACAAGGCGCGGUGCGGGAUGGCCGGGUCGAGCGCGUGCGGCGACCCGGAGAAGUACCUGGUGUGGGACGGCAUCCAUCUCACGGAAGCCGCCUACCGUUCCAUCGCGGAUGGGUGGCUCAAGGGGACCUACUGCAGCCCCGGCAUCCUGCGUCGUUGAGGACCUCGCCAUGCAUAUCAAUCACUCUAUCUAUCUAUACGACUAUAGUAAUAAUCAAAUAAUGUUAGGGCCGGAUGAGACUGUGGUGGCAAAGAAAAUUGACAGUUUCUCUAUACUUUGUGCGCGCUACGGAAGGGUCGUCAUUUCCGCUCUCCAAUACCUUUGGCUAGGGAGAAAUAUCUUAAAUAUAAUAUAGGAUUUAAAUGUUUAAUUUGAAGAUCUAACUGAAAAAAUAAUAGAUGGUGCAUAUGA